AUGUCACGCUUCCCUCUUCUCCGUCUUCCUAAUCUACCUCUUUUGAAUUGUAUUCAAUAUCUGAAAGUAUUCGAGAUAAUCGAUUUCUCUCUUCUCUCAAAACGAACAAAGGCCCUCGUCUCACUUGUCAACUGGAAUCAUCCAGAUAUUCAUGCGAAUUUCUAUGAAAACUCGAAACUUUGUCUGAAAUUUCCAAACGAUCCAGGUCUGCAAUGGAUCUUAGACUUCCGUGUUGAAUUGGAUGAUGAAUUGGAUCAUAACACUAGAGUGAUCGAUGGAAAUCAGUUUCCAUCAUACAUUGAUUCAGCUCUCCACGGUCCGAAAGCAUUUCAUUAUCUCACAUUUCCAAAUGAUGACAAUUUUGAAACAAUGCAAAAAAUGGCGGAACAUGUUUCAGUGAUAUUCAGAACACCGAUCACGAGUCUUUCAACUAACCGACUAAAUGAUCAGUUGACAAUGUCAAUUGUGAAAUGGUUGAGUACAUUACAACCAUCAGUUGUAGAUCUUGAUAUUGAUACAACAGAUGAUAUAACUGCUCCCACUUUGUUGUGUAUUCUAGAUAAUAUCAAAGUGACUGAUCACUUUAGUUUGGAUUCGAAAACGAAUUGGAUGAUGAAUUGUAUACAACUAGAGCAAUCGAUGGAAACCAGUUUCCAUCAUACAUAG
Molecule: messenger RNA, 666 nt
Organism: Caenorhabditis remanei
Lineage: Eukaryota; Metazoa; Nematoda; Chromadorea; Rhabditida; Rhabditidae
Exons: 2
Coding region: 1-666 (221 amino acids)
Molecular function (GO): protein binding
Source: RefSeq, a predicted model, not a curated record